Messenger RNA from Cydia strobilella, 6250 nucleotides. RefSeq names its product thrombospondin type-1 domain-containing protein 4-like. The coding region runs from base 620 to 3085 and encodes 821 amino acids. NCBI's taxonomy places the organism in Eukaryota, Metazoa, Arthropoda, Insecta, Lepidoptera, Tortricidae. Gene Ontology annotation, biological process: proteolysis; extracellular matrix organization. The record is from RefSeq and is a predicted model, not a curated record. Gene Ontology annotation, molecular function: metalloendopeptidase activity. The transcript has 17 exons. Gene Ontology annotation, cellular component: extracellular matrix.
ACGCGCCUAUGCAAAGACGUGCCAGUCGCUCGGCGUGCGCGCGGGAAAACAUCGCGAAAUUUUAAAAAGUUACGAUUCAUAGACUAUACAGCCAGUGUUUCAUGACACGUGUUAAUGGUUAGUGAAUGAUUUUUAGUGAACAGAUAUUAAUGAGAUCGUUCCCGAAUGAAUAUUGAGCACAAAAACGGAGCCAGGAUGACUUUGCAUGAAGAUGAAGACAAACAGAAACACAAUCCCUAAUGGGAAACUAGAACAGUUGAAACACAACAAGAAACUCUUACAUUUACGCGGACUGAGAAAAAAUAGAAGAAUGACUUGAUUCUUAUAAAGUUUUUCCACGUGAUUCCAGUGUCGUGAUCCAAAUUUAAUAACACUCAAUUCACGUUAUCAUCCGACCAGAUCAGACAUUUUUUGUGUGCACCCAAAAGUACUUCAUUAAAGGUUUUUCAUAACAAUAGUUUCGCCUAUUCAAAUAUUGACAGUUCAUAAAAACUUUACAAUUUACCAAAGUUCAAUCAACUAUAAAGUGCUAAAUCGGUGUAUGACUCAGUGUUUUUUUGGCGUGCCAUUGAAAUAGUGAUACACUGUUAUGGUGAUACUUUUGUGAAACCGUGCCAACAUGGCUUGUCAGGGAGCCCUUCUGUUCUGCGUCUUUGUUAUAUCUCUUGCAAUUUGCCAAAGACUGGUGCAGGCGCAGCUUACGAGCACCGAGCUACGGCCGGUGUACCGAAUGACAGAAGCGACUCGAACAAACGGCACGGCGUUCGCAUGGAGCUCGUGGGGCCCGUGGAGCAAGUGUUCCAAGACGUGUGGGGGUGGCGUGUCCGUGCAGGAGCGGCAGUGCUUGCCCAGGGAUCCUUCGAGAAUGCGACGUAGUAGAAAAAGAAGGAAACUGAUUCGGAGCACGGAGCGUUUACGAAGGGCUCGCGAGAUUCCGAGCGGGGAUCCUGACUGCCCCGGCCUGGCGAGGCGGUACCAUGAGUGUAACACUGAGCCGUGUCCAGGCCCACUGCGAGACUCCCGCGCCGAACAAUGUGCUGUGUACGACCGACGACCGUUCCGAGGGAGGUUCUACACCUGGGUGCCCUAUGUUGAUGGUGACUCACCCUGCACCCUAAAUUGCCGACCUCGCGGUCAGCAGUUUUACGCCUCCCUAGCCCUUGUGACUGACGGUACGCCGUGCACCAAGCCCGGCUACAGGGCCAUCUGUGUACAGGGAUCCUGUAAGAUUGUGGGUCGAGAAGGAGUCCUAGGCUCGACUGCAUCGCGCGAAGUGCGAUGCGGUCGCCGGCUGGUCUCCGGCCUAUUCUCCCGGCCGAGAUUGCCCCUCGGCUACUCCUACGUGACCACGGUCCCGCGCGGGGCAUGCCGCCUCAACAUCUCGGAGAUCGUGUCCAGCGAGAACUAUAUCGCUUUGAAAGUGACGAACGGGUCCUACAUAAUGAACGGCGAGUUCGCCGUGAGCGCCCCUGGCACGUACGAGGCCGCAGGUGCGAGGUUCAAGUACUCGCGUGCCGCGGGCCUCGACACUGUAUUCGCGCACGGGCCCCUCCACCAUCCCGUAGAUAUUAUGAUCCUGUACACUCAGCCGAACCCGAACAUAAAGUAUGAAUACUUAACCGACACGGAACCUGAAGAAACAAACGACAUACCAACAGCCAGCCCUCCAGAGCCUCAUUAUCCCCAAAGACAUCACCGGCACUACAACGCCGAGUCCCACACUAGGGCUCUUGAUCAUCCCAUUCAAGAUCCAUCUUUACCACGACAACAAAAUCAUAAUCAAAAUUCUUUUGAGAACCAAGCGGAUUCAAACGCAAUUGGAGAAAGAAGAUUCACAUGGAAGAUACUCUCAUUUACACAAUGUACACGAACAUGUGGUGGAGGUCUUCAAAUUGGUAAAUUCAGAUGUGUGGAAGUAGACAAACUGACCGGCCGUGAUCGAGAGGUUUCCUCAGUGCAUUGCUCAGGGAGUGCUCCUCCGGUGCGUCGACGUCGGUGUGGUGUUACUCCGUGCCCGCCGAGGUGGAGAGCAGCUGCGUGGGGACCUUGCCCGGUUUGCGGGCCUGCUCAGCGGACAAGGAUUGUUGGAUGUGUUCAGGACCAUGCUCGAGGAAUCACCAAGGUCAGCGACCAGAAGUGUCCCCUUCCCAUGCCUCCGAGCAGCGAACUUUGCGACAUUCCUAACUGCGAUGGAACCGUCUCCACCGAAACUCCAAGACCUGAUACUAGGCGUCAGGUCCGACCGAGAGACAGGACUGAUUCUUUCCAUGAUGGCCCAGUUAUAUCGCUUGCACGAAACGUGUCUGACAAUGAGAUCGGACCGACGCUAAGUCAACAAGCGUUUAGUCAUUCUGGUGGUGGCGGAUGGUUGUAUACUGAGUGGUCUGAGUGUGUUGGCUGGUGUGUCGGCGGUGGUGUUCAAUCUCGAGGAGUUCGAUGUGCUGACCCAGCCGGCUGUACGAGUCACCGCGCGCCAGCAUCAUCACAAAGCUGCUCUGUGAGAAAGCAAUGUGACGCGCAAUGGUUCACUGGUGAAUGGUCCCCCUGCUCAGCAUCAUGCAGCGGGCGCCAGGUCCGCGGAGUGGUCUGCAUCGGAGGCACCGGGCGCCGGCUGCGGGACGGCUCGUGCCGCGCACCGAAGCCAGAGACUGAGCGAACUUGCGGGGGCACUUGCGCUCCUAGCUGGUACCUGAGCGAUUGGAGCGAGUGCCAAGGCCCCUGCGAGGCCGGAAUCCAGAGCCGCACAGUAUGGUGCGCGCGCGGCGGGGCGGACGGCGCGGAGGGCGCGGCGCGGGACUCCGAGUGCAACACCCAACGUCCUUUAGCGCGGCGGACGUGUGUACCCGCUCGCUGUUCAACGAGGCCCGCGGUCAGGCCUGCGGUGAUCAGUCCUCCUGCUGUUACAGACCCACAGCAGCGAGUGACAAGAAAUCAAAGUCCAAAUACGCAGAACACUAGGGACAGGACAACUGCUAAUGGACAAUGCAUAGACAAGUUAAGCAACUGCGCCCUGGCGGUGCAGGCCCGACUGUGCCACUACCCGUAUUACGCUGACUACUGCUGCCGCUCCUGCCAUGGCCGGUAAACAUGAAAGGAAAAAGUCUCUGGCGCUGACACAGUAUUGUGAUAAAAGGACGCACAGUGAGAACGUAAUUUAUAACAUAGUGUAAAGUUGCACUGGCCUUACGCACACUGAAUAAUCUCACCAGGAUCCAGUGCUAAUGAUUGGAGAACGACCAUUUUUGUUUCACGUGAAAUUGCCAUAAACUAUAACUAGGUAGUAUAUUUAGACAAUGUGCUAGGGUAUAAUAAUAAUAUACACGGUGGCUAAAUAAUAAGUGCAUUCCCGUUACCAUGGAGGUUUUGGGAUUAUACUCAGCAACUUUUACUAUGAUAACAAUCCCAAAAUCGCGAAAAAAAAUUUGGCUGUUUCAUAAAUUUUGGCUGAUCCAUUUUCUAUGGGAGGAUAACUUUUUUUUUCGCAAUUUCGUGGUUAGUCCCAUAGUAAAAGUUGCUCAGUAUAAUCCCAAAACCUACCUGGCAACGGGAAUGCACUUAUUUUUUAGUCACCCUGUAUACAUACCUAGAGUCGGACUAAGCUAACUCUGCAUGGCAUUUGCUAAGACAAAGUGUGGUAAUGAUAUUAUUACCACACUUUGUCAUUAUUACUUUGUAUUAAUCAGUCAAAUGUCUAUGAUAUGACGUUUAUAAUGUCACCUCCACACUUUUUUAGUCUGUCAAAGUGGGUGCAGUUAGUUUAGGCAGGCUAGAUUAUUAGGGAUUUUUUUUCUUUUUUUCUGAAACGUCUUGCUUCUAAGUGUUUGCUCUUCAUCUACGUAUUAUAUAUGAUAAUCGAAGCAGGUGUUGGUAAGAUUUACACUCUCAGGUAUAAACGUGAUAUUAAUAUGUAUUUCACUUCGAUUCACGACAUGCCUAUAUUAAAUGUUGGUCUAAUGGCCGUAUGCUCGACUGUUUAGUUAGGCGUGCAUUUAGACUAGAUUAAAUCCCGGAUUCAAAAUCGAAAGCCUCGUGUUAAAAAUUGGUACGGUCCAUAGUCGAAUCAGAUAGAUUAUUCAGUUUAAAAGCGCUCUACUAAACCGCAAAAGGUACUUGUUGUAAUAAGAAACUAAACCGCAAAAGGUACUUUAUGUAAUAAGAAAACCUUGAAGAGAAAUAGUGCCAUAUUUAUGAAAUGAAGAUAUCUUUAUAGUCUACCAUACAACCGGAAAAAUGGCGAAGUGUCUUCUUAUCAAUUUACAGUUCCAAGAUCGUGAAUCAUCGCCUAAAUUAAAUACAUCAGGAAAUUAGUUGAAUAUUAAGAGACAUUGUGUAAAAACAUAUUUUCCUUUUUUUAAAUAUUAUGGCAUAUACCUACUUUUUCUUUUAGGUUGCAUUACUUCGUGAAAAGAAUUGUUCGUUAUUAAGAUAACUGUAUCAAAAUGUGGACGUGAAGAGUUUAUAAGACCUUUAUUCAGUCUAUAUUCAUACUUUAUUCAUGAAUCUUACAAAUUUGAGGUAUGUUAAUAUUUCACUAGUAUUAAGCUCGUGUAAACUAGGCGUAUGAAUUAAGUAUAAUAAGUAUUAGUAGUUUUGUGAUCUCCAGUUUAUAGAAUUGAAGUCGAUCUGUGGAUAAAUAGUAGAAAAAAACAACUGUGCUAUUCUUUGUGUUAUAAUUAUAUUUCAGCGCUGCGUUGCCUUCGAAUACAUUAAAAAUAAAUCACCUAUCAAAUUUUUAAAGUACCUAUUAAAGGGAAACAUUUUAUGCACUAGAAGUUGAAAGUUUGUAGUUUGAAAAAUGCAGUGCUGAAAUUUUCUUAAAUUUAUGAUCGCGCUGAAUAAUUAGUGUGAUUGGUCACUAUGUUUAAUACCCCUAAGAAAUAGCUAUUUUAUAUAAUUGCACAUCGUUUACCUGUAUGAGUUUGGCAUAUACAUAUAAGUAGUUACUUUGCUUACAUAAGAAAUGUAAAAUCGCAAAUUGUAAUUAGAGUAUGACGUUUUAUCACUUAUGUAAAAAUCUUUAUUCCAUAAGAACUCUAUUUUGCAAGAUACUUAGAAAUGUCUAUAGUGUAGUGAACUAUUUAGUAAUAGUAGAAAUCACUUUAUUGUACACAACACAGGUUUAUAAAAAUAAGUAACAGUAAUACAAAGGCGAACUUAUCCCUAUAAGGGAUCUCUUCCAGCUAACCUUCGAGUAGAUGAGUGGAAAACUAGUUAGGUCAGAUAGACAAACUUACGGGACAUACAAUAAUAACUACUACGACGUACGGACGGACGGACGUAUUAUUUUCUACGCAAAUGUAGUUAAGUGGACUAGGAGCUAGGAGGUAGUUCCUAUCCAUAUUAGGCUACCUUGCGCCUGUUACUUAAAAUGAUGUGCUUACUACUGAACCUGAUAAUAUCAAAUAUUCGUUAUGUAAAAGUAUAAUAUAUUGUGAUUUUACUAAAACUACCUACACCUGGGAGGUUAGGGGUUUAUAAACACCUUUGCAUAUUUGGUACUCAAAUCCUUGUAUUGCAGAAUGUAUAAAGAGUAAAAAAUGGUACCUUAGUAAGACGAAUAGUAUUUCCUUUAAUUUAUUUGAUCACAAGAAACACUUGUCUAUUAACGUGUAAUAUUUUGAACAAGAAUAUAUUUUUGUUAGGUAUUCUUAUUUUGUAUAAAUCCAAUUUAAAGAACAAUUCCAGGUUGAUGCCUGUUAUGUAGAAUAGUGACGCGUUUAUAGUAUGUUUAUAUUUAUGUCAACUAUCAAAGAGUAAUUACUCUAUUAGGUAUAGAAAAAAUAAAUGUAUAUAGUACUUCAUAUUUAUAGUGCAUUUACUUACUGGCUGUUAAGUAUUUAUGUGUUCUUAGGUAUUAUAAACUGCGAUUACAAGUACAUAGUCUUCAAUUUACCCAUUUUCACAGUAAAAUCAAGUGCUGUGUUGUAUCUGUGUUUGUGCUGAACAAAUUUAAUGCAAGAAAUACGCUUUAGUUUUGGUGAAUUCGGCGGUUCUGUACUCUGUACUGGCUACUCUUAAAAUAGGUACUCGUAAAGACAUACUUACACACUUAAUACAUUACAUAUACAUAGAGUAAUAAACACUACUGUGUGAAAGUGGGAAAUUUUUUCUAAACAAGAGAAUUAAUGUAAAAAGUAAUUGGUUUUGCAAUAAAUGCCUAACUGCAGCUUACCAGUUUACAAGUUUUUAAUAAUGUAUCUACUAAUUGUUGCGUAAAAUAACAAUGUACAAAAUAAAAAGCUUGAAGAAA